Molecule: messenger RNA, 900 nt
Organism: Ilex paraguariensis (yerba mate)
Lineage: Eukaryota; Viridiplantae; Streptophyta; Magnoliopsida; Aquifoliales; Aquifoliaceae
Source: the annotation of a GenBank genome assembly
AUGAAUUUUACUUCUACAUUUCAGGUCGGUUAUCUUUCAGCUUCCAUAAGAUCAGUGGCAGAUGCUAGGGUGGGUGACACUAUAACACAUUACAGCAGGAGAGCAGAACAAUCUCUGCCUGGAUAUAAGGAGGCCACUCCAAUGGUCUUCUGUGGCUUGUUCCCUGUUGAUUCCGACCAGUUCCCAGAGUUGCGUGAUGCAUUGGAGAAGCUGCAACUUAACGAUGCUGCAUUGAAGUUUGAACCUGAGACCUCAAGUGCCAUGGGUUUUGGUUUUAGAUGUGGGUUUCUGGGUCUUCUCCAUAUGGAAAUUGUUCAGGAAAGGCUUGAGCGGGAAUACAAUUUGACACUAAUAACUACUGCCCCAAGUGUUGUUUACCGAGUGAACUGUGUAAAUGGUGAUACUAUUGAGUGUUCAAAUCCAUCUUUACUUCCUGAACCUGGUAAAAGGAAAUCAAUUGAGGAGCCUUUUGUCAAGAUUGAAAUGCUCACUCCAAAAGACUAUAUUGGUCCACUUAUGGAGCUUGCUCAAGACCGGCGAGGAGAAUUUAAAGAAAUGAAAUUUAUUACAGAAAAUAGAGCUUCCAUCUCCUAUGGAUUACCACUGGCAGAGAUGGUAGGAGAUUUCUUUGAUCAGCUGAAGUCCAGAAGUAAGGGUUAUGCUAGCAUGGAGUACUCUUUUGUCGGAUACAAGGAAAGUGAUCUGAUAAAGCUUGACAUUCAGAUAAAUGGUGAUCCGGUGGAACCUUUGGCAACUAUUGUACACAAAGAUAAAGCAUAUGCUGUGGGAAGGGCUUUGACUCAAAAGCUUAAGGAACUUAUCCCACGUCAAAUGUUUAGAGUACCUAUCCAAGUAAGAUUUGUAUCUCUAUUUGUUAGAGGACUUGACGCUCCUCUUUAA